Messenger RNA from Megalobrama amblycephala (Wuchang bream), 3579 nucleotides. RefSeq names its product gremlin 1b (gene grem1b). NCBI's taxonomy places the organism in Eukaryota, Metazoa, Chordata, Actinopteri, Cypriniformes, Xenocyprididae. The transcript is spliced from 2 exons. Gene Ontology annotation, biological process: animal organ morphogenesis. The record is from RefSeq and is a predicted model, not a curated record. Gene Ontology annotation, molecular function: BMP binding; receptor ligand activity. The coding region runs from base 663 to 1463 and encodes 266 amino acids.
AUUAAAUCCAAGUAAAACAUCUACUUUUAAGGUUUUUAAAUACAUUUUGGAGAAUAAAAUGUCAAAAUGUGGGUGAAAAUGUUCCAUUCUCAUUCAAUGUAACAUUUUUAUUUAUGUAAAAAUUGAGACGACACACUAAUUCUGACUUGUACGCAUUGAAAUAUAUAAAAGAAUAAGUGAGCAUACUAAAUUUUAUUGCAUUUUAAAUGAGUAAAGAAUUCUUGCUGACAAAUGGGCAAAACCUAGAAUAGUGGCAAAGUUUAAAAAUUUAAAAUUACAAGUAGCCUAGCAAAUGGGGUAAAAGUAAUUAGUCUUUAAUAUGGCAUAAAUAGAUUUUUUUGUUGUAAAUAAUGACAUUUUAGUGUGUGUCUUCUGUAAAUCAUGGUAAAAAUGUAUAUUACAUUUUUGCUCAGAAAAAAAAAAAAAAAUCAAAUUACAUAGGACCAAUUCUGAUGUACUGAAAAACAACAACAAUUCAAAGCUGUAUUACACAUUGUUUUGAUGCCUGAAAACCCUUUUUUGUCUUUGACCCAUAUACGUAUGUAUGCAUGUAUAUAGGAAUUCACAGGCUGCCUAAAAGCUCAAACCAUCAUAAUCAUUUAUCACCAACAUGAACUCCAUAAAGCUUCUUUUCUAUUCCAUCCAUAAAUAACAGUGCUGUCAUGAAGGGCCUGAAGUUCUUCAGCAGGAGUCUGAUAUCCAGACAGACAGAUCGAGCCCUCCUCUGUCUCUGUGUGUGUGUGUGUGUGUGUGUGUGUGUGUGUGUGUGUGAGGGGGCGGAUAGCUCAGAUUCUCCUGCAUUGUGUCUGGCUGGAGUGUGGAGAGAUGCAGUGCACAUUGAAACAGUCAGUGUGUGUGUGUCUAUGGGACAGAUCACAGCUCCGCUCUUCACCAACAUCUUCUCCGGUAGAAGCUCAUCUACGCUGACAGUGCCGAUCAUGGCCUCCUGCGCUCGGAUCCUGUGCGCGAUGCUGUUCGCCGGGGUUCUUCUCUCGAGUCCGGCCGAAUCCAAGCGGAACCGGGGCGCGAUUCCUCAUCCGGACAAGAGCAACCCGAACGAGUCGGACCAGAGCCCGCAGCAGCAGCAGCAGCAGCAGAGGGGCAGGAGCAGAGGCUCGGAGGAGGUUCUGGAGUCCAGCCAGGAGGCGCUGCACGUCACCGAGCGCCGCUACCUGAAGCGGGACUGGUGCAAGACGCAGCCGCUGAAACAGACCAUCCACGAGGAGGGCUGCAUCAGCCGGACCAUCAUCAACCGCUUCUGCUACGGACAGUGCAACUCCUUCUACAUCCCGAGGCACGUGCGCAGGGAAGAGGGCGCGUUCCAGUCGUGCUCGUUCUGCAAACCCAAGCGCUUCACCACCAUGACCUUCACCCUCAACUGCCCCGACCAGCAGCCGCCGACCCGGAAAAAGCGCGUGCAGCGGGUCAAACAGUGUCGCUGCAUCUCCAUUGAGCUGGACUGAGCGACGGGCGCGCGCGAACAGUGUCCGCGAACAAGAACACGCGCGAAACUCUGGAGGCAUAUUCGCGCCACUUACGAUAAAAAACAUGCUCUGGAAAAUCUUGAUUAUGACACGAAAAGACAGAGUUAUGACACACUAAGUCAUAAUUAUGAGAUUCGAAGUCAAAAUUGUGACGUACUAAGUCAAUUAUGAGGUAAAAAGUCUAAAUUAUUAUAAAGUAGAAUAUAGACACUAAAUCGAAAUUUUAUGAGAUUAAAAAAUCAAAAUUAUGACAUAAAAAGUUGAAAUUGACACUCCAAGCCAUCAUUUUGAUCUUUGUUGAGUCAUAAUUAUGGCAUAAAAAGUCAAAAUUAUGAUGUAAAGUCGAAUUUAUGACAUGCUAAUUCAUAAUUGAAUUUGAAUAAUACUUGAAUAAUUGAAAUUGACACUCUAAGCCAUCAUUUUGAUUUUUGUUGAGUCAUAAUUAUGGUAUAAAAAGUCAAAAUUAUGAUAUAAAGUCGAAUUUAUGACAUGCUAAAUCAUAUGAAUUAUGAAAUUAAAAAAAAAGUCAAAAUUGUGACAUUCUAAGUCAAUUAUGAGAUGCAAAAAAUUGAAAUUAUGAGUCACAAUUAUGAUUAAAAAGUUGAAAUUGACAUGCUAAGUCAUGAUGUAAAAAGUCUAAAAACUAUUAUAAAGUAGAAUAUAGACACUAAGUUGAAAUUUUAUGAUUAAAAAUUCAAAAUUAUGACGUAAAAAGUUGAAAUUGAAUAAUUUAGACUUUUGUCAGUUAUGACAUACUAAAUUGAAAUUAUGACAUGCUAAAUCAUAAUUAUGAGACUAAAAAGUCAAAAGUAUGACAAAAAGCCAAAAUUGACACUAUUUUUUUGGGUCAUAAUUAUGAUACAAAGUCGAAAUUAUGCCAAGUCAUGAAAUUAAAAAGUCAAAAUUGACACACUAAGUCUAUUCUGGAUUUUUUUUUUUUUUUUUUUUUUUUUUUUCAUGAUUAUGGUUUAUAAAGCAGAAUUUAUGAUACUUCAAUUAUGUGAUUAAAAAGUUGAUAGUCAUAAUUAUAAAACAAAAAGUAUAAAUUAUGACAUACUAAGUCAAUUAUGAGAUAAAAAGUCAAACUUGUGACCUUUUUGUCAAUUUUAACUUUUUAUGCCAUAGUUAUGAUUUUUAAUAAUGAUUUCAACUUUUGUCAUAAUUUCAGAUUUACACAUUAAAAAAUGUCAAUUUCGAUUGUCAGAAUUUGAACUGGUUUGAUUUUUGUCAUAAUUUCGACUUGUCAAUUAUGUUUUACGAAAGCUUAAUUUUUUCCCGUAUGUGGCAUGAAUGUGCUUCCAUAAGUACUAGACACACUUGAUGUGCUGAUCUAGAAGAGCAUCAGCAGCAUCUGUCACCGUUACACACCAAACACACUCCACGCUUCCGCUGUACACAUCAAUCCUACACAAGCACAACGGAUACUCGUCUUUUCAAGCGAUCAGCGGGUUUUAAGAUUCUGUUAACGUUUGAGUAGAAGUGCACGUGGGUUCUUGACAUGAAAAGUGUCAUACUGUUUUAAUGAUUAUUAAACAUGCAGUUUUACACGGAGGAUUUCUACUUUAUAAAUUAAUAACAGAAGGAAAAAUCCACUCGUUUACUCACAUUUGAUUAGUCGGAAAUGAUUUUGCAUCACAAAAUCAGUUAUUUAUUCAGGUUAGAUUGAAAAAAAAAACAGAUUUUUGGUUCUCGCUGUCUGACAGAUCGUUCAUGCAUGUCAUUUCUCAGUUCAAUGGUUCAGUAAUGGUGACAGAUGCAGAAGAGCAUCAUUCCUCACGGUGAAUGUCUUCAUUCAUCUCCACAUAGAAGAACGCUUACGGACUGAUAGUUUCCACUAUGUGGAACGACUUUAUUUAAUGUGACCGAACGAGACACUGUUGUUCAUGUUUCUGCUGGAUUGCUGUGAAUGCUGAGAUUCUUCAUAUUCGUCUAUUUAUAAUAUCAGAUAGAAGAAUGAAAGAUUAUAUACAGUUUAGUUGUGAAGACCAAAUUAUCACACAUUUUGUUGAAGUUGUACAGAUGUUGUGUAUAAUGUUGUAGAUAGAGGCUUGUAUGAAGGUGUGGAAAGAUCAUAUUAAUAAAAGGUCAAACAUUU